Molecule: messenger RNA, 1559 nt
Organism: Saccostrea echinata
Lineage: Eukaryota; Metazoa; Mollusca; Bivalvia; Ostreida; Ostreidae
Exons: 7
Coding region: 251-1444 (397 amino acids)
Biological process (GO): mitophagy by internal vacuole formation; mitochondrial protein catabolic process
Cellular component (GO): mitochondrial outer membrane
Source: RefSeq, a predicted model, not a curated record
GUGACAUAUUGCAAUGAGAAUGGUGAUGCAAGGAAACACUCAACUAACAGCACCUCGAUAGUAAUGCCACGGUUUCCUUUUUAUUGAACGAACAACAUGGCACUAUAAAUUCCAGGUCAGGCGUUCCACCUUGGUAAUAUUUAAAAAAUGUAAAUAUAGCAUUCUUACUGCCAAACCGAAAGCAGAUUUUUAAGAAUCGAUGUUAGAUGUCAUGAACUACAGAUGUCCAUGCAUAUAAUGGGACUAUCGGAUGGAUAAAAUGGGGAGUGGUGUCAGUCAAAAUGGGAGUUCUCCGAGUCAACCUAAAGGCACUUCUGAUGGACCCCGUCCGCCCAGAGACCCUUACCAACAACUCAACAACGUCUUGAGUGAGUACAAAGACGGCAAGAAAUCAUUAUCCGUGGACGAUGUCAAAGCUUUGCAGGAAUUUAUCCAACAUCACCAAAAGGAUGGAAGUUCACAGUCAACCCACGGACUGAUAACAAUGAAACAGCAGCUCUCAAGUUUUGAAAAACAACGCCAAGAUAUUUUGAAUAAGAUAUCGGAAGUAGCAGGUGCCCGUUUAAAAUCAAACAAUCCUGCCAUAGCAGAUCUUAGCGACCAGAAUCGACCUAGUAAGUUGGCAGAGAAGUUCUCUGAAUUGUACGACAACGAAUGGACGGAUGCGGCAGAGGAAUUGAAGCAAACGAUAAAAUUCCCAAAGGAAACGUCGGAAGAAGAAAUGGACAUCGUUGUCAUCAAGUUUCUAUAUAAUUUUGCUAAGGUAACGUAUGAAGAAUGCAAGAAAAAGGCAGCGGAGCAGUUAAAACACGUCAAGGAUGCGGUCUCCUUUCACAACGAAAAUGUUGGAGAAAUGGCAAUCGAAUUGGACAGAAAAUGCCGAGAUUUUAUCAGGAGACAUUGCGAAAUCACUCUAAGUCAAGCUUUAAAGAUCCUUCCAUAUAAAGUCAUUAAAGAUCAGACAACGGCUGAAGAAGAAUUAGGAAUUGCUGUGAACCAACUGGAGAACUGUAAACAUGCCAAUGACUUUUUUAAACUUUGUACACGCCUCUGCUGGAUGAUGGCACUUCAGGAUCCGCCUGUGUAUAUGGUUACUAGCACCGAUUCCAUGGAGAUGUACAGGGCAUACACAAGAUCUGGUGACCUCAUUGAAUAUGUUGUUUGGCCUAGCCUAUUGUUGCAUGAAGAUGGACCCCUACUUUACAAAGGAGUUGCUCAAUUCAAGAAAAGAGAUGGGAAAAAAGAAAAGGAAAAUAGCGAGGUCAAGUCUGUUGUAGACAACGAUAAAACAGUGCAUGCAGAAGAUCCAAUUUAUGCAAAUGUUGAUAACUCAGACAACAACAAGGACAGUAUAAAGAAUGGCACAGUAAAAACUCAAACAAAAACGAAGCCGGGGGAUAAUUCGUCUGGAGGCCCUCAUGUAACCAAAAUUGAUGUAAAAUGAUAUACAUGUACUAUUGACUCUUGUAUGAUUAGAUUAAAAAUUCAGUGUAUUGUCAUGCUGAUAAAUGUAUAUCUUUUGUAUCUCUAGUUAGAAACUAUGUCAAUUAUAAUAUAAA